Messenger RNA from Sapajus apella (tufted capuchin), 5110 nucleotides. It is a transcript of the gene IGDCC3, whose product is annotated as immunoglobulin superfamily DCC subclass member 3. Gene Ontology annotation, molecular function: protein binding. The transcript is spliced from 13 exons. The record is from RefSeq and is a predicted model, not a curated record. Gene Ontology annotation, cellular component: axon; plasma membrane. NCBI's taxonomy places the organism in Eukaryota, Metazoa, Chordata, Mammalia, Primates, Cebidae. Gene Ontology annotation, biological process: cell-cell adhesion; axon guidance. The coding region runs from base 1154 to 3409 and encodes 751 amino acids.
AUCGCUAGUUAUCUAGAAACGUGAGGAGGGGCCUGUGGCUGCCCCUUCGGACCAGGUGAAUUCAUUCCUCCUUGAGUGGAGUUUUAACUGGUCUGGUAAGUUGCUUGCUGGAGAAGUUGGCGACUUGGCAUCAUGCUUGGGACUGGAGUGCUUGUCCCUCCAGCCUGGCUUCUGUUCCCUCAUCAGCCUUAACCCCCUCUCUUCUUUGGCCUCCUCCUUUUCCUGCUCAUUUCUCUUCUGCAGGAACAGAGAGGUUGGCUGGAAGUGAAGGUUCUAGAAUCCCCCUCUUCCUGGGUUUUGGGAAACCAUAGUUGGUGUUUGCUCCUCUUCGUGUCUCCCUGUGACAAAGGCAAAAGGACCAACACCCAGAGCGCCAGAGGGGAGGGGUAAUGGGGCCACCAUCUAGCCUGUACCCUGCGUUCUGGGACUACACACCCUGCUCCCUGCCAGGCAUUGGACCGGGCCUCUGAGGGGUUUUGGCAGCAAAAAAAAAAAGCAUGAUUUAUUACUAUCUCCCUCUGUAUUUCUUUAGAACUUUACAUUUUUCGUAGCGCCUUUGCGUCUGUUAAUCAUGCCAUACAACGCUAUGACCCAAGCCCCAGUGUUCGUCCUUGAUUUCAGCAGAUGAGGAAUGGGAAGCCGGGACAUGCUGAAUGCUUUACCUAAGGUCACUCCCCGACGGUCUGUGAGGCUUCAGUGCUUAUCCGGGGAGGCCACCGGAGUAGCAGCAGCUUACUGGAGUCGGGGUUGCUUUUGGGUCCGAGUUUUGCAGCUACUAACUGUGAGACCCUGGGCGAGUCACUUGACAUCUCUGGGCUUCCGUUUUCUUACCUGUGAAAGAAGGAAUGGUACAAAUAAUAUCCAUCUCUGAGAUGGCAUGAUGAUUAAGUAAAGUACUGCCUAGGAUGGCACUUUGUAACGCGUAAAGUUCUGUAUAUAAUAGGAAUUCCUAUCAGCAUUACGGAACCCUGGGGAUGGGGUGCAUAGACCCAAGGAACUUGGAACCCUGUGGGUGGAGUUCUUCCUGCAUGCUCUUUCACACUAACAUCCCUGCUUCCCUUCCUCUCCCCUCCCCCACGCAGGUUUUGGCAACUCUGCCGAACUGGCGUUUGCUGUGGAGCCAAGUGAUGAUGUUGCAGUCCCUGGGCAGCCUAUGGUGCUGGACUGCAGGGUGGAGGGGACCCCUCCAGUGCAAAUCACCUGGAGGAAGAAUGGGGUAGAGCUGCCGGAGAGCACCCACUCCACCUUGCUGGCCAAUGGGUCCUUGAUGAUCCGUCACUUCAGGCUGCAGCGAGGAGGCAGCCCUUCGGAUGAGGGUGACUAUGAGUGUGUGGCCCAGAACCGCUUUGGGCUGGUGGUCAGCCGGAAGGCUCGCAUCCAGGCUGCAACCAUGUCGGACUUCCACAUACAUCCCCAGGCCACCGUGGGCGAGGAGGGCGGUGUGGCCCGCUUCCAGUGCCAAAUCCAUGGACUUCCCAAACCCCUGAUCACAUGGGAGAAGAACAGAGUCCCCAUUGACACGGACAAUGAGAGGUACACGUUGCUGCCCAAGGGGGUCCUGCAGAUCACAGGGCUUCGGGCUGAGGACAGUGGCGUCUUCCACUGUGUGGCCUCGAACAUUGCCAGUAUCCGGAUCAGCCACGGGGCCAGGCUUACCGUGUCAGGCUCGGGCUCUGGGGCCUACAAGGAGCCAGCCAUCCUCGUGGGUCCUGAGAACCUCACCCUGACGGUGCACCAGACUGCGGUGCUUGAGUGUGUCGCCACGGGCAACCCUCGCCCCAUUGUGUCCUGGAGCCGCCUGGAUGGCCGCCCUAUCGGGGUGGAGGGCAUCCAGGUGCUGGGCACGGGAAACCUCAUCAUCUCAGACGUGACGGUCCAGCACUCCGGUGUCUAUGUCUGUGCGGCCAACAGACCUGGCACCCGCGUGAGGAGAACGGCACAGGGCCGGUUGGUGGUACAAGCCCCAGCUGAGUUCGUGCAGCACCCCCAGUCCAUCUCCAGGCCAGCUGGGACCACAGCCAUGUUCACCUGCCAAGCCCAGGGUGAGCCACCACCUCACGUCACAUGGUUGAAGAACGGACAGGUGCUAGAGCCAGGAGGCCACGUGAGGCUCAAGAAUAACAACAGCACACUGACCAUUUCUGGAAUCGGUCCUGAAGAUGAGGCCAUCUACCAGUGUGUGGCUGAGAACAGUGCGGGCUCAUCGCAGGCCAGUGCCAGGCUGACCGUACUGUGGGCUGAGGGGCUGCCGGGGCCUCCCCGCAAUGUGCGGGCGGUCUCUGUGUCGUCCACUGAGGUGCGCGUGUCCUGGAGUGAGCCGCUGGCCAACACCAAGGAGAUCAUCGGCUACGUCCUGCACAUCAGGAAGGCUGCUGACCCGCCAGAGCUGGAGUAUCAGGAAGCCGUCAGCAAAAGCACCUUUCAGCACCUGGUCAGCGACCUGGAGCCCUCCACCGCCUACAGCUUCUACAUCAAGGCCUACACACCAAGGGGGGCCAGCUCAGCCUCCGCGCCCACCCUAGCUAGCACCCUGGGUGAAGCCCCUGCCCCGCCCCCGUUGUCAGUACGGGUCCUGGGCAGCUCCUCCCUGCAGCUGCUGUGGGAGCCUUGGCCCCGGCUGGCUCAGCACGAGGGAGGCUUCAAGCUGUUUUACCGCCCAGCCAGCAAGACUGUCUUCACCGGCCCCAUCCUGCUUCCUGGGACUGUCUCCUCCUACAACCUCAGCCGGCUGGACCCCACUGCAGUAUAUGAGGUGAAGCUGCUCGCCUACAAUCAGCAUGGUGAUGGCAACGCCACAGUCCGACUUGUGUCUUUGAGGGGAGCAUCUGAGAGGACAGCCUUGAGCCCACCAUGUGACUGCCGGAAGGACGAGGCCACCAACCAGACGUCCACCACGGGCAUCGUCAUUGGCAUCCACAUCGGGGUCACCUGCAUCAUCUUCUGUGUCCUCUUCCUCCUGUUCGGCCAAAGGGGCAGGGUCCUCUUGUGUAAGGAUGUGGAAAACCAGCUGUCCCCGCCUCAGGGUCCUCGGAGCCAGAGGGACCCUGGCAUCCUGGCCCUAAAUGCGGUGAGGUGGGGAGAACGGGGCCAGCUGGGCCGAGAUGAGAAACGUGUGGAUAUGAAGGAGCUGGAGCAGCUGUUCCCCCCGGCCAGGGCCGCAGGGCAGCCGGACCCCAGAUCCACACAGGAUGCUGCAGCCCCCGCCUCGUGUGAGGAGACCCAACUCUCCAUGCUGCCACUUCAGGGGUGCAGCCUGAUGGAGGGGAGGACCACGGAGGCCACGGCCCCCUGCUCACGCCUGGCAGCUGCCCCGCCACCCCCAGAUGGAGGCCCCGGCCUCCUCAGUGAAGGCCAGGCUGCCAGGCCUGCGGUGGCCCCCAUUACCCAGCCAGCUUGCUCGGGACACUAGCCAGUGUCUGGCAGGCUCCGGAGGUGGUGGCAGGGGGCAGGGGGCCCAUUCUCAGGUCAAAAGCAAGAUUUCUGCCGUCAUGUGGGAUUUGGAGGGUCCUGGGGGCUCCCCAGCAUUUCUGUCCUGAUUGCCUCCUGGGUUGUGAAAACCCAAGGCAGCCUCGGCAGGGACCCACCCCCCAGCACCCCUCAGGAGCUGGGGCGGUUCCUGCAGAAGCCCGUUCCCUCCCUGGGCUGAUGCUCACUCACAUCUGCCUGGUACCCACAUGACUUGGAACUGAACUAACAUUUUCCUUUAAAAAGCAAAACUUAAAAAAAAAAAAAGGAGAGAGGAAGGCGAAUUAGACUCCAAAAGAUGACCCUGCUGCAGCCGGGCCCCAACGCUGUCACCCUCACCGAUUGUGUUUUCUCAGGAUGGAUUUUUGCUGUUUUGGCUCUCAGCACCUACCUCAGCCGGAAUGAAUGUCCUGGGGGCAGUGGGGCGGUGGCCUCAGCCCCCUUACCCCACAGAGCCCGAAUAUACUCCUACCUCAAGCCCACUUGACGGGCACCCCCUCUCCCUUCCCCAACUGUUGUCCAGAGUUUAAAAGAAAAAAAAAAAAAAAAAAGCACUUCCCCAUUCCAGGUGUGAAAGAAAAUGUCUACCUCAAGGCUCGCUGGCUCUGCGGGCUGUGUUAUCACUGGACCUGCCUCCCCACCCCGCCUGCCCACGGCCCCCCUGCCUCUCCUGCAGAGGGGAGGCCACCAAGGGGAACUCUUGGGGCCUACAGAAAUAGAAAUGGAUUGGGCGGAGAGAAAAUGUGAAAGAAGCCAAAAAUGAGACGAGAUUUGUUCCUUGAAGUACACUUGUCCAAACGAGCCACCUCUUGGCACACCGCCUGCCCUCGUCUGGCCUGUCCACUCCCAGUUUGAGCCGGCCCGUCCUUGAUGGGGAUGCCCGUGAGGCACCUGGGCUUGGGAGGGCGGCAUGGUCUGGCUGCCUGCCUCCUGCCCUGCAGGCCAGGCCCCUGGAAUGUACCACGCGUGGGAUGGCGUGUGGGAGGGUGAGGGGGUGUGGGUGAUCCCCGAAGAGGCGCCCCAGCCUCGGGACACCCAGCCAGCCUGACCCGCCCCUCCACAGGCAGCACCCAGCAGCCGCGGCGGAAGCUAUUUUUAUACAAUGUGUGUUAAGGGUUAUAUGUUCUUGUGGAUUUGUUUCUCUUUUCUGUUGUGUUGUUCUUUGAACUACUUAGUUGAAGAAGAAAAGAAAACCAAGGAAACAAAUACCUAUUUUUGGUUACACUCAGAAACAUUUUUUUAAAUAGCCGAAGAAAAAUGUUUUUUUAAAGAAAAAGAUAAGUGUAUUCCUUAAGAAUGAGAUUAGACCAUACAAAUCCCUGACCCCCAGCCCUCUGGGGACAUCUCCACCCUGAACUUUAGUUAAUUAGCUGAAGAAGAUAGCAGUUGUGGUGUUUUCCUAGAAAAGAGCUGUGUCCUCGUGGACUCGGGGAAGGGUCGUCCCUUCCCUCCUCCCAAACCACGUGUGGAUGCCCAGGGCGCCACAGCGCUCCGAGGCAGUGCCCCCUCUGUUUCCAAAGCAGCUUCCCUCUUCCCUCAGGAAGGGUGGGCCGGGGCAGGAGGGGGCUGGGGCCACCUGGCCUGACUUGGGUUUUGUCACACUCUGCUCAUUUUGACUGAAUAAAAGUCCUGUUGCCAAAGUGAA